AUGGACAGAGACCGGGGUUUCAACUUUAAACUGUUAGUGCCUCCUAGAGUUAAAACCGGCCAAAUAAACGCUGUUCGACCACAGGAAAUACUUGACAAUAAUGAUGAUUUCCUGAAUGCAUUACAGCAAGGUUUCAAUAAAUGUGACAAAGAACUGAACAUGCCUUCCUCCAAUACAAGUGUAAUCACAUCAUCCAAACCAACCAGACAAGACUUUGUCAAGAUGACCAUUGUGGCACCAAUGGAAAAAGAUGAGAACAACUGCAAUACUGGUGAGCUUUAUUCCAAGCUAUUUAAUGAAUUUGAGAGAAUAAAAUGUUGGAAGGUCAAGAUGGACUCUGACAUCGUUCAGAAGGAAAGGCGACUCCAAGAUAACAUAAGAACAAUUGAAACUCAGCGUAAAGCUAUUCAGGAAUUGCAGUUUGGAAACGAAAGUCUCAGCAUAAAACUAGAGGAGCAAAUCAGCGAAAAUGAAGAUUUAAGGAACAAAAACAAUGCAACAAGGAGCCUGUGUAAUAUACUCAAAGAAACGUUUCAGUGGUCGGCUGAGAAAAUGCAUUUGUUUGAAUCUGAAAGAGAAGAAACACAUCAAGUCUUCAUGGAAAAUAGUGACAGUGUCAAGAAAAUGGUUGAAGCAUUUGAAAACCUUCGUAUUCGAGUGGAAGCCGACCAACAGGAGAUGCAGAGAAAUCAACAAUUGGACCUUCUGAAGAAAUUUGAAAAUGAAAAGGAAUCCCUCCUCCAGAAACUGCAAACAGCUGAGCAGUGCUGUAAAGAAGCCGAGAAAAAAGAGGAGACCACUGCUGCAGCCCUGGAACAAAGUAGAAAAGAUUACGAACAAAUCAUUCUAAACAAAGACCUCAGUGUGCAGGAGCUCAUCACAGUUAAAAGUCAACAGACUGAGAAGCUGGAGAAGUUGCAGACAACCAUAGAAGAACUAAAGAAUUCACUUGCUUUAGAGACAGAGAGGUCCAAAGAUCUGCAAGAGGAACUCAUUGAAAACAACAUUGAGCUUCAAAUGAGAACUACAUCUUUAGAAGAGGCCACAGAACAGUCUGCAAAGAAAGAUGACCUGAUUAAAACCCUCAAAGAAGAACAGGGUAGGGUGGAGGAACUUGUGGCAGAGCUUUCAAAGAAGACAGAAGAAAUGCAGAUGUUUCAGACCAAAAUGGAUGAGCUGGAAGGAAAGUUGGCUGAUGAAAUGAAGAAAAAUAAAGACUCCACCUUACAGAUGGAGCAACUAAAACAAGACAUCAUGCUGCAGGAAGGGAAGUAUGAAGAACUGCUGUCAAACUUUAACAACUUGGAGACUGAAAAGAUGAUUAUACAAAAGGAAUUUGAAAAGGGAUUCACCAACGUUAAAGCUACGGAGGCAGUCAGAAAGGCAAGUGAGGAGAAGACAGUGAAACUCAAAAAAGAAAUUCAAACACUGGAAAGAGAGAAUCAGUGCUUACGCAACGAAGUAGAUACCAUUAGGAAUAGAGUCCAAGGGAAAUGUCAAGAAACCGAAACUCUGCAAAAGAAAAUUGAAGAAAACUGUGAGCGUUUGCAGGAAGAAAUUACAGUAAAAGAGAAACAGAUCAAAGCUAUGGAAUCAAAGAACAAAAUCCUCAAGAAACAAAUAGAAAAGGAAACUGCUAAAUCCAGUCAGCUGGAGACUAAGGUUGAGAGGCUCCAAGAGGAGUCCCAACAGCUGAAAAGUCUCAGCAAUGAAGAGAAGAAAAUGCUGAAGGAUCUUGAGUCAAAGACUGCCUUUGCAACAGAGCUUGAGAAUGAAGUACAAAAGCUGAAAUUAACGGCAGCAGAAGCCGUUAAGAGCAAAGAAGACACAGAACUCAAGUGUCAACACAAGAUAGCAGAUAUGGUUGCCCUGAUGGAGAAACAUAAGAGCCAGUAUGACCGAAUGGUUGAGGAGAAGGAUGCAGAGCUUGAUGAGAAUAAGAAGAAAAAGAUGGAAGCAGUUGCCCAUGCAAAGUCACUGGAAAACCUCAGCAGAGAGCUAACUGAUUUGAAGCAAGAAAUGUCAUCUGUGAAAAUAAGGAACUCGCAGCCUAUUCCCAGUGAGGAGAUGAAAACCCCCGGAGGUUACUCUAACAGCAUCAGUGGAGCAUCAAAGAUCAAGUCGUACAGGAUUAGGACACCCCCCUCUGACACAAAGGCAUCAAGGUGGGGGAAGACCACCAUUGAACUUGACCCCAAGUCUGAUAGCUCUGAUCAGAUUGAUCUGUUGACAUUUGCUGGUAUACAAGCACAAAGUGGUUCUGUUCCAAAGUGCAGAGUCAACAUCUUCAAAAAGAGUCCUCUCACCCUGAAAUCACCUGGAAACUCCCUGAAGCUGGCUGCUAUUAAAAGAAUGAGAGAUGCAGGUUGGACAGCUGUUACUAGCUGUGACAAGAAAAAAAAGAAGACCAACGAAAAGGUCUUUGCAUAA
Molecule: messenger RNA, 2430 nt
Organism: Menidia menidia (Atlantic silverside)
Lineage: Eukaryota; Metazoa; Chordata; Actinopteri; Atheriniformes; Atherinopsidae
Source: the annotation of a GenBank genome assembly